This is a messenger RNA of Cavenderia fasciculata, 2985 nucleotides long. RefSeq names its product 5'3'-exonuclease N- and I-domain-containing protein (gene exo1). The coding region runs from base 1 to 2985 and encodes 994 amino acids. Gene Ontology annotation, molecular function: 5'-3' DNA exonuclease activity; metal ion binding; 5'-flap endonuclease activity. The transcript is spliced from 5 exons. The record is from RefSeq and is a predicted model, not a curated record. NCBI's taxonomy places the organism in Eukaryota, Evosea, Eumycetozoa, Acytosteliales, Cavenderiaceae.
AUGGGGAUAACUGGGCUGUUACCAUUGUUGUCCCCGAUAAAGAGAAAUAUUCAUAUCAAAGACUAUGCCAACAAAAGAGUAGCUGUCGAUGGCUACUGCUGGUUGCACAAGGCUGUCUAUUCAUGCAGUCAAGAGUUGUGUCAGGGUAUACCGACAACAAGGUAUCUGCAGUAUUGUCUCAAUCUAAUAUCAAUGAUGAAGAGUCACAAAGUCAUACCUGUCAUUGUAUUUGAUGGUGGUCCAUUACCAAAUAAAAGAGGAACUGAAGAUGAUAGAAGAUCUAAAAGACAACAAUAUAAAGAAAAGGCAAAUGCAUACUUGUUGGAAGGUAAUAGAGCAGAAGCAAAUAAAUGUUUCCAAAAGGCGGUUGAUGUCACAACAUUGAUGGCAUUCAAUUUGAUCAAAGAGUUGAGACGUUUAGGUAUAGAGUAUGUGGUUGCACCUUAUGAAGCUGAUGCUCAAUUGGCUUACUUGGCUGUCACCAAUCAAGUCGAUGCUAUUCUUACAGAAGAUUCUGAUUUAAUUGCUUAUGGUACUCCUACUGUAUUAUUCAAGAUGAAUAAAGAAGGAUAUUGUGAAGAGAUUAAAAGUGAGAAUAUAUGUUCGUGCAAGAGUAAUGGAUUGGAUUUUGGUAAUUUCAAUCUUACCAUGUUGAGGCAAAUGUGUAUCUUGGCUGGAUGUGAUUAUUUACCUUCUCUACAUGGAAUGGGUAUUAAAACAUCUUAUAAACUUUUUAAAGAAUAUAAGGAAAUUGAAAAGAUAUUUAAAUAUUUAAAAGGUACAAAAAGAUUAACAGAAGAAUAUGUUGGUUCAUUUUACAAGGCAGAUUUAACAUUUCGACAUGCACGAGUAUAUGAUCCAGUCUCGAAAACAAUGGUUCACUUUUCCCCAUUGGACGAGGAAAAUGUAGGAACCAAUAUGGAUUUCCUAGGAGAAUGUAUUGAAAAUGAGAUUGUCGAGAAAAUAGCAACUGGCGUCAUAUGUCCUGUCACAAGACAGGUGUUUGAACCAAAUCAACAGAAAAAUGUUCCCUAUUCAUCAGCUUUUAAACCUCAACCAAAGACUUCUGUCGUUUCAACAUUCAAUAAUCAAAAUAAUAAUAAUAACAACUACAAUAAUAAUAAUCAUAGGAAUUCUUUAUCGAAUGGCAAAACAAAAUCAUCUGGAGAUGGUGGAACAGGUGGAUUUAUUUUCAAAGCAAAUAGAAUCGAUCAAUACUUUGACAUUAUCACAAAAACAAAAGAUAGUAAUUCUCCAAUCAAUCAAGAUGAUGAUGACAACAACGAUGAUCCUUUUGUUCUAGACAGUGAUACAGAAAAUAAUUCAUUUGAAUUUGAUUUUAAUGAACAAGAAACUGCGACAACACCUGGAGGCAAUUUUAUACCUUCACCUACCAAUUCAUAUGAAUCAAAAUGGUCAGAUGAAUAUAACAAUAAUAAUUAUAAUAAUGGGGAUUUAGUGGAUGAAUUCUCAUUAUUAAGUAAUAGUAGCAAUAAUAGCAACAACAACAACAAUGGUUUUGGAAAUAAUAAUAGUAACCAAAAAAUAUUUAAAAAAUCAAGUUUAGUAUCAGAUGAUCGUGUAAGCAUGGACCAAUUUGAUCAAUUUUUUUAUAGAGGUCAAAGAAAACAAAGUAUAUUAUUGUCUUCGACCUCAUCUUCUUCGACCUCCUCCACCCUUGUACAUACCAAUUCAAUUAGUCAACCAUCACUUUAUAAUAAUCAAUCAAGUCAAUUCUCAUCGAGUAAUAAUAACAACAGCAAUACUACUCCUGGAGGUUUAAACAGAGGCAAAUCAAAAUUAAAUUUUCACAGUCAACCAAGUCCAAUCAACAACAAUAAUAACAAUGGUAUCAAUUACUUUAAUAAUAAUACAAUGAUGAUGAAUGGAUUAGUGGACAACAAAAGAAAAGAUAAUGGAUCUUCUUUCCAAUCACCAAACAUCAAAAAGACACGAAGCGAUUAUUAUGAAUUGAUGACACCUCCACCAACACCAGAAUCACCAUUCUUUACACAAACAAAACAAAAUAACAUCCUGAACACCAGCAAUAAUCAAAUCAACCAAAUCAACAACAAUAAUAAUAACAAUUAUAAUAGGAACAACAAUUUAAAUUUUAAACCAACAGAUAUAAUACAACAACAACGACAACAUCAAGAACAUGACGAUGAUGAAUAUGACGAUGAUGACGAUCAAGUCAGAGAAACACCUCCACCAAGUCCAAAUAGAUAUAAUACCACAGAAGCUGCUAGUACUCCUUCAGCAGUUACAACUACUCCCUAUUUUAACAAUAACAAUCAAAACAGCAAUUAUUUCAAUAGUAGCCAUACUAUUCAACAUAACAUGAACAACAACAACAACAAUAAUAAUAAUAAUAAUAAUUCAUUAUUAUAUUUAUCAAAUAAUAGUAGUAGUAAUAAUUCAUCGAGGGAAGUUGGAAAUCUAUUUGGUGAUAAUUCAAAUGAUAAUAGUGAAAUAUUGGAUAAUAAUAAUAUUAACUUCCCAGUAACUCCAAUUCCAAAGAUAAAUAAUAAUAACAAUAAUAGUAAUAUUAAUAUUAAUAAUAAUAGUUUUAAUAGUAUUAAUAAUUCAGGGAGUCUUUUUAGUAGUUUUGGCAGUAAUAUUAAUAAUACUAGUAACAAUAAUAAUAAUAAUAGUAAUAUUAGUUUCUUAUCAGAAGAAGACUUGGUAUCACCCUUUUUAUCACCAACAGCACCGCCACCAUCAUCAACGAAUAUCAGCACACCAACAAAAAACAUGGAUGACACUAGCACCAACAAUAGUAGUAUCAACAGCAAUGGUUCAAGUGGUAAAAAGGUUGGAAGCACAUCAGAGGAAAUCUUUUCAAAAUAUUUUAGUAAUGGUUCCAGUUCAUUGGUCAUGGGGUCUCCAGUUACACCAAGUUUUUCAUUGGGUACUCCAAGUUGGAAAGGUAUACUUUCACAAAGAUACAAAGAAUCACUUGUCAAUACAAACACUUCUCCUUAA